This is a messenger RNA of Nicotiana tabacum (common tobacco), 708 nucleotides long. The record is from RefSeq and is a predicted model, not a curated record. NCBI's taxonomy places the organism in Eukaryota, Viridiplantae, Streptophyta, Magnoliopsida, Solanales, Solanaceae.
AUGGCUGUUGCAUUCUACAAUCUCAACUCAGAUUCUGGUCUGAAGAAGCUUGAUGAGUACCAAUUAACCCGUAGUUAUAUCACAGGGUACCAAGCCUCGAAGGAUGAUAUCACUGUUUAUUCUUCACUAGCAAAACCACCAUCAUCUGAAUAUGUAAACGCAUCUAGGUGGUCUAAGCACAUUGAUGCGCUUAUGAGAAUCUCUGGUGUAUCUGGAGAAGGCUCUGGUGUUAAAGUAGAGGGCUCUGCUCCUAUCAUCGCGCCAGUGGCAACUCCUCCUGCCGCUGACGCUAAGGCCACAGCUGUAGAGGAUGACGAAGAUGAUGAUGUAGACCUAUUUGGUGAAGAAACUGAAGAGGAAAAAAAGGCUGCUGAAGAGCGUGCUGCAGCUUUGAAGGCUUCUGGAAAGAAGAAAGAAUCUGGCAAGUCCUCAGUUAUUUUGGAUGUAAAGCCAUGGGAUGAUGAGACUGAUAUGAAGAAGCUUGAAGAAGCUGUUCGAACUGUUCAGAUCGAAGGAUUGUUUUGGGGAGCAUCAAAACUUGUCCCAGUUGGAUAUGGUAUGAAGAAGCUGAAAAUACUUACCAUUGUGGAUGACUUGGAAUCUGUCGUUGAUCUCGCUGAGAAUUAUCUGACGGUCGAACCAAUUAUCGAGUAUGUUCAGAGCUGUGAUAUUGUUGCUUACCAUCAGAGCAAUCCCUCUUGUCAAUAG